AUGGACGCCGAGCAGCUUCACACUGAUCCAGCCGAGCGAGCUGCUCCGCCCCUACCCUCACCUUUGGGUGCGCAUCCCGUGUCGAUAGCUCCCCCAAUGAUCGGUCCACAGUUGUUUCAACCAGCGCAAACUGGCCCUACGUUCCAGAAUUUUCAGUCGCAUCUAGAUGCCAAUGGUGCUUUGCCGAUGUACUCGGUGGCGAUGAACCAUCACUGGCCUGGUCCGUACGGUCAGCCUUUCGGGGCCCCACCCCGACGUCCAGGUUCACCGGCAUUUUCUGAGGAGCCGGAGGAUCGCCGGCCCGUUCGCCGGGUAUCUGGCCGCGUCCGAUUUACUCCGAGAGCGCACAGUGACGCGGACUCGGUCACCGAAGCUGACAACGAAUCGAUUAUCUCAAUUACAGACCCUAAUGGCUGGCAAACCUUUGCUGUUCCGGACCCUGAUGUGAAAGUAGUCUACGAGGCAUGGGAGAUCGUCGCAUUGCCAGACACACAGGUUUGGCAUACGUGGAAGCGAUGUAUGGGUAUCAACUUUGGGGUUACAUGGAGAUCCGUGCCCGACGGCUUUGUUCGCUUGACUCCCCUCAUGGCCUUCGAGCAAGGCGAGCUUAUUGAUAUGAUCGACAAUGCGAGGCAGAGCCACGCAGCCAAGGAUGCAAAGGCUGACGAGAAGGCCUACGACCAGGACCUUGCCAACCGCGUUUCCAAAUUGGAUAACGAUAUUUACAACCGGCUGCAGCGGCUGUUGGAUGACAAGACGUUCGAGACUAACUUGAAUCCCCGUCGCCAGCGCGAAUGGACGAUCGCCCUGCUGACAGAGGAAGAGCUACAGAUGACUGCGAUGGCGCCAGAACGGAAGAAGAGGGGUAUCUUCCGUUGGUCCAGGGAAGAAACCGCGGCAGACAGAUGGUUCGUCGUGAUCAAGGGCGAGGAGACAAAGUCGUCCAAAGCCGGUUGGGUGAGACACGAUCAGUUCACCAACCCAUGGCGCAAGGUCGACCGGCAUGACCUGAUGGAAAUUCGGCAUGAGAGAAACCGCCAAAGAGGUUGA
Molecule: messenger RNA, 1050 nt
Organism: Neoarthrinium moseri
Lineage: Eukaryota; Fungi; Ascomycota; Sordariomycetes; Amphisphaeriales; Apiosporaceae
Exons: 2
Coding region: 1-1050 (349 amino acids)
Source: RefSeq, a predicted model, not a curated record